AUGGCUCAUGAACUACUUCUUUAUUCAGCCUUCAUACUCGUCAUGAGCUUUGCCUUCUGCUUUCAGUCUGUAACCGCUCAAAUGCCACCCCCUUUUCCACCAGCUACCUCGCCCCCGCCAGCAGCUAGCGGCUUUGGGUCUGGUUACGGUUCUGGCGGCGGCUCUGGGGGUGGAAGCAGUACCGGUGGUGGAGGCAGCGGUGGCGGAGGCGGUGGCGGUAGUGGUAGUGGAAGAGGUGGAGCUGGUAGCGGGUUUGGCUUUGGCAGUGGCUUUGGUGGCGGCAGGGGCGGUGGAGGUGGCGGCGGCUUUGGCUUCGGCUCCGGUGGUGGAGGUGGAGGCACUCCUUUGGCAAAUAGAAAGAGUUUGUCUGUUCAUAACUAA
Messenger RNA from Morus notabilis, 381 nucleotides. RefSeq names its product glycine-rich cell wall structural protein 2. The transcript has a single exon. Lineage: Eukaryota; Viridiplantae; Streptophyta; Magnoliopsida; Rosales; Moraceae. The record is from RefSeq and is a predicted model, not a curated record. Bases 1 to 381 code for a protein of 126 amino acids.